UUUUCCAACUUUUCAAUCCAAAUUUGAAAGAAUUGGAGAGAUAAGAAUUAGAUCACGAUUACAACUCUUGCACUUUUACCAAAUUGCCCACGAGCCAAAACCUCAUAUAAAUAUAAUACGGACUCAUCGUUGCUAUCCGUUACGCCUUCUCCAAGUUUCUUCCAUCCACAAGUCUCCAAACCGAGUUCGAACCUAUAGAGCAAUGGCAAAUGUGGGAGGUGGAGCACCAGCAAUUGGUAUCGACUUAGGCACCACAUACUCAUGUGUUGCUGUAUGGAAACACAACAGAAUAGAGAUCAUACCCAAUGAUCAAGGCAAUCGAACAACACCAUCUUGGGUUGCUUUCACUAAUACUGAACAGCUCGUUAGUGAUGGUGCCAAGAAUCAAAUUACAAAGAACCCUGCAAACACUCUAUUCAAUGUCAAGAGGCUGAUCGGCAGGAGGUUCAGUGAAGCCAUGGUGCAGGAUGACAUAAAGUUGUUGCCAUAUAGGGUCAUACAAGGGCCCAACGACAUGCCAAAAAUUAUGGUUACUCAAAUGGAAAAUGAGCAACAAUUUUCUACCGAAGAAAUUUCAUCAAUGAUUCUUAAGAAGAUGAAAGAAGUUGCAGAGGCUUACGUAGGUCAGACUGUCAAAAAUGCUGUCAUCACAGUCCCAGCUUAUUUCAAUGAUUCUCAGCGUCAAGCAACCAAGGAUGCUGCUACGAUUGCUGGCCUAAAUGUCCUUCGCAUGAUCAAUGAGCCAACAGCAGCUGCAAUUGCUUAUGGUAUAGACAAUAUGUUGGGGCUUACUGGAAAGAGGAAUGUGGUUGUAUUUGAUCUCGGUGGUGGCACUUUUGAUGUCUCUAUUCUCACCAUUGAUGAAGUAGGUAAGUUUGAGGUUAAGGCUGUUGCUGGUGACACUCAUCUAGGAGGUGAAGAUUUUGAUAACCGUAUGGUGGAUUAUUGUGUUGAGGAAUUCAAGAAGAAAUACGAGAUGGAUUUAACUGGAAAAAAGAGGGCCUUAGGAAGGUUGAAAGCCGAAUGUGAGAAAGCAAAGAGGGUUCUUUCUUAUGCUACUCAAGCUUCAGUUGAAUUAGAAUUGUUGCACAAGGGUAUUGACUUUUCAAUGACAUUUAGUCGUGCCAAAUUUGAGGAGCUUAACAUGAGUUAUUUUACGAAGUGUAUUGAACAGCUGGAGAGUUGUUUAGCUGAUGCGAAUAUGACUAAAGGAAAUGUGGAGGAGGUGAUUCUUGUUGGUGGGUCAACUAGGAUACCAAAGGUCCAACUAAUGUUGCAGGAGUUCUUUGGUGGGAAGGAGUUAUGCAAGAACAUCAACCCAGAUGAAGCUGUGGCUUAUGGGGCAGCAGUUAUGGCUGCAAAGUUAUCUGGUGAUACUACCAAAAUGAUAAAGGAGAUGAUGGUAUAUGAUGUCACUCCCUUGUCACUUGGCAUUGAGACAAAAGGUGAUAUAAUGACUGUUGUCAUAGGAAGGAACACUCGUGUACCUGUGAAGAAGACCCACAAUUUUGUUACAUCUGAAGACAACCAAACUGUAACGAGGAUGGCAGUGUACCAAGGUGAACGGUCUAAAUCUACUGACAACUACUUGAUGGGAUCGUUUACAGUUUCCGGAAUUCCACCUGCUCCGAAGGGAGUGUCAGUGAUUGAAGCUUGCUCUGAAAUAGAUGAUAAUGGUAUACUCACAGUUACCGCUAAGAUAGUCUCUACUGGUAGGACUGAAAAACUUACUGUUAACAAUUAUGGUGGAAGAUUGUCGAAGCAAGACGUAGACAAAAUGAUGAAAGAUGCCGAGAAGUUCAAGGUUGAGGAUCAACAGUUCAAAAGGAAGGCACAAGCGUACAAUGGCUUGGAUGAUUGCAUAUAUCACUUAAGGAAGAAGAUCAGAAGUAAUGAUGUGCCCCCAAAGGACUUGAAGAACAUGCAAUAUGCACUUGCUGAAACAACGCGAUGGCUCUCUAAUGGCAGAGUUGCAGAGCUUGAAGAGAUUGAGCGCAGGAAGAAGUACCUUUAUUUAUUAUCUAGGUUUCCAUUUCAAAAGUAACAUAACAGGGUCUUUCUUAAAUAGCAUGCUAACUUUGAUGUUUUUCUAGUCUAGAUACAAGUUAGGUGAGAUUAGUAUUACAUGGUGUUAAAAGUCAUUGACAAGAUUCAUAUCACCAUAUGAAUGGAUUUUAAAGACA
Messenger RNA from Lactuca sativa (garden lettuce), 2183 nucleotides. Its product is annotated as heat shock cognate 70 kDa protein. NCBI's taxonomy places the organism in Eukaryota, Viridiplantae, Streptophyta, Magnoliopsida, Asterales, Asteraceae. Gene Ontology annotation, molecular function: ATP-dependent protein folding chaperone; ATP binding. The record is from RefSeq and is a predicted model, not a curated record.